This is a messenger RNA of Ascoidea rubescens DSM 1968, 1029 nucleotides long. RefSeq names its product malate dehydrogenase. Gene Ontology annotation, molecular function: L-malate dehydrogenase (NAD+) activity. Gene Ontology annotation, cellular component: mitochondrion; cytoplasm. The record is from RefSeq and is a predicted model, not a curated record. The transcript has a single exon. Gene Ontology annotation, biological process: tricarboxylic acid cycle; malate metabolic process. Lineage: Eukaryota; Fungi; Ascomycota; Saccharomycetes; Ascoideales; Ascoideaceae. Bases 1 to 1029 code for a protein of 342 amino acids.
AUGUUUUCAAGAACUUCAUCUUUCCAAGCUAGAAAUUUAGCCCGUUGUUUUUCAACUUCCCUCCCAUCAAAUUAUAAAGUCUCAAUCUUAGGUGCUGCUGGUGGUAUUGGUCAACCUUUAUCUUUAUUGAUGAAAUUAAACUCAGAUGUCACUGACUUGGCUUUAUAUGAUAUUAGAGGUGCUCCAGGUGUUGCCGCUGAUGUCUCUCAUAUUCCAACCAAUUCCACAGUAAAAGGUUAUGGUCCAGAAAACGAUGGAAUCUCCACUGCUUUAAAAGGCUCUGAUGUUGUUAUAAUUCCAGCUGGUGUUCCAAGAAAACCUGGUAUGACCAGAGAUGAUUUAUUCAACACAAACGCCUCCAUCAUUGCUAGUCUUGCUGGCGCUGUCGCUGAUAACUCUCCAAAUGCUGCUAUCUUAGUUAUCUCUAACCCAGUUAACUCAACUGUUCCAAUUGUCUCUGAAGUCCUCAAAGCAAAGGGUGUCUACAACCCAAAGAAAUUAUUCGGUGUCACUACUUUAGAUGUCAUUAGAGCUUCAAGAUUCAUUUCUGAAGUUCAAGGCACCAACCCAACUGAAGAAACUGUCACCGUCAUUGGUGGUCACUCUGGUAUUACAAUUGUUCCAUUAAUCUCCCAAACUCCUCACAAAUCUAUUCCAAAAGAACAAAGAGACGCUUUAAUCAACAGAAUCCAAUUCGGUGGUGACGAAGUCGUCAAAGCUAAAGAUGGUGCAGGUUCUGCUACUUUAUCUAUGGCCAGUGCUGGUGCCAGAAUGGCCUCCUCUGUUUUAUCUGCCUUAUCUGGUAAAACUAGCGUUACUGAACCAACUUUCAUAGAUAACCCAUUGUACAAAUCUGAAGGUGUUGAAUUCUUUGCAUCUCCAGUUACUUUAGGGCCAGAAGGUGUCACUGAAGUUCACGAAUAUGGUCCAGUUGAAGACUAUGAAGCUGAAAUGAUUUCAAUUGCUAAGGAUACUUUAAAGAAAAACAUUCAAAAGGGUAUUGAAUUUGUUGCUUCUCAAAAGAAAUAA